Molecule: messenger RNA, 1866 nt
Organism: Caenorhabditis briggsae
Lineage: Eukaryota; Metazoa; Nematoda; Chromadorea; Rhabditida; Rhabditidae
Exons: 7
Coding region: 1-1866 (621 amino acids)
Biological process (GO): regulation of DNA-templated transcription
Molecular function (GO): histone acetyltransferase activity
Source: RefSeq, a predicted model, not a curated record
AUGGGCAAGGAAACUCCAACACUCAGCAAAGCAAAAUACAAGGAAGCCAAUGUUUCGACGAGUUCGCCACUUAAAUACAGCGCUCGUCAAACUCCUGCGCCUUCAAGCUCCCAAAGGAAUAAUGAGCGAAAACGUAAUCAAGACGAAACACCAUCGAGAGGGGGAUUGUCAAUAAAGAGAAAUCGAUUCGAGGCGGACGGAUCUUCACGGCGCAGUAGGAGUGUUAGAGCAGAGCAAGGAACGUCUCAAGUUAAGGAAGAGGAAAACACUAGAGGAAGACGAUUUCUGAAACAUGGUGAGGCUGCUAUUCCACAAUGUACGAUGUGCAAAGAGGAACAAAAACCAGAGGACGAGCCGCUGAUGGAAUGCACAUGUUGCAAAUCAAAAUACCACAUAAACAAGUGUCUUCGUUAUAAAGACGAAAUAGAAGCCAGCAUACGGAAAUCGAGAAGAUUAAUUUGCCCUAGAUGCAUUCAUUGUUCGGCCUGCGAAGAGUUCAUUGGAGAUCCGGAAAAUCUCGAAUGUUCCCAGUGUUGCCAUGCUUGGCAUGGAAGUUGCGCUCCAAAAGGUCACUUUUUGACAAAUGAUUUCGAUUCAACUUGGUUCUGUGCAUCUUGUUGUAGAAAAAGGAAUAUCAGGAUAUUAGAUUCGCCGGAACCAACGAAACCGUCUAGAAGGAAAAUAAAAGGAUACAAGCCUGAAAAACCAAUUAGUGAUAUAGACUUUGCCAUCGACAUCAAUGUCGAUGAAUUAGCAGAGCUUCAGGAUAAAAGAGACCAGAUAUCAAAUUUGUUGGCAUAUGAGGCUGGAUUCUCUUCCGAGCAACCUCCAAAUUUAGAGGAAAGUAAAAAUAAAAGAAAACGCAAAUUGGAUGAGGAUGACUUCUGCUACACUGGACUGAAAAAGAAUCAACCGGUGCCAAAAGUUGCUAGAAUAGAUAAAGAAUCGUUUGAGCAAACGAAAAAGGAUGCUUAUCCAAAAGAGUUGGAAACCAGCGAAAUUUCUGGUGGACAGAUUAUCCAUUUCGGAACCGGAAAAGCGUGCAAAGCAGUGUAUAAAUCGGCCUAUGAAGAACCACUGCAGUCAGCUUCGGAUUUGUACUUUUGCAAAUUUUGCAUCUAUACGACUCAUCAUAAGCAAGACCUAAUUGCACACUGGGAAAAUUGUACCGCGCGGCAUCCACCAGGAGAUGAAAUUUAUCGAGAUGAAGACAUUGCAUUCUUCGAAGUAGAUGGCGCCGUUCGAACAAAAUAUUGCCAAGAUUUGUGCCUUCUCGCGAAGCUUUUUAUCUCCUCAAAAACAUUAUAUGCUGAAGUGGAGACGUUCAUUUUCUAUGUUUUGUGCGAAAUUACUACUGAAGGAUAUGUGAUUGUGGGAUAUUUCUCGAAGGAAAAAAACCCAUCAAAAAACAACAAUUUAUCGUGUCUUCUCGUUCUUCCGAUGGUGCAGAAAAUGGGAUACGGUCGUCUUCUCAUUGAUAUGAGCUAUGAACUAUCCCGACUUGAGCUCAAAGUUGGUCACCCGGAACAUCCACUAUCCGAUCUUGGUAUUCUCGCCUACCGUGGUUACUGGCGUUCGAGCCUUCUUUGCUAUCUGCGGCAACAUCGCAAACAAGAUCGGAUCAGCAUCAGGGAUAUCAGUCUUGCCACGAGAAUGACUCCCUCGGAUAUCGUCAAUCAGUUGCUGUUGGAUAAUAUUAUUGCCUUAAAAGGAGACAACUAUACAAUCAAGCUUGGUAAACGUGCUUUCAAAUUUCCAAUAUCUCAAUGCCGUCGCAAGUGCAUUGAUCCUUUGAAGUUAUUCUGGACUCCAAAACCACCGACGGAACCGCUUGAUCCGAACAAAUUGAACAGUUACGCGAAAUAA